AUGAACGUGUACAACGUGACAAGAACGAACUUCACGGGAGCAGCGCACCUGUACGUGCCAGAAGAGCCGCUGUACAAACAGUACAAGCCCCCGAUCAAAGAGCUGGUGCCGCUGCCCAAAGCGGUGAUCUACCUGCUCAUGGCGGCGCUGGUGGUGGUCGGGGUCGCGUAUGCCAUUGUUGGACACCUGAUCAAGGACUUGGCCAUUGACAUAGCAGAAUGCGUUCUUGGUCCACACGGCGAUGAAGACAAGGAAAGUGACACGCAGCCAUGCCACCACCCAUCCAGCCACCCGCCUGUCCACCCGUUUGCCCACAACGCCUUCCAUGUCUGGGACCCAGAAGAUGUGAUGGUGUCCCUGCCCCCGGAAGAGAGCCCCCAGGUCAGCCCUAUGCUGCUGGCAGCCAUACACAUGCCCCACUUCUUCCCAAACUCUCACAGCCCCACAAGCUCUUUGGCCCUGACAGCCAGCCCUGGGGACAAGGACUUUGGUACUCACACAGAAUUUUGA
Molecule: messenger RNA, 510 nt
Organism: Knipowitschia caucasica
Lineage: Eukaryota; Metazoa; Chordata; Actinopteri; Gobiiformes; Gobiidae
Source: the annotation of a GenBank genome assembly